Molecule: messenger RNA, 1785 nt
Organism: Andrographis paniculata
Lineage: Eukaryota; Viridiplantae; Streptophyta; Magnoliopsida; Lamiales; Acanthaceae
Exons: 1
Coding region: 1-1785 (594 amino acids)
Molecular function (GO): protein binding
Source: RefSeq, a predicted model, not a curated record
AUGACGAUCAAUCGCGACGGAGGCAAGUUACUCCUCGCCUUUACUUUUUCCCUCCUGAUUUCCAAUUUCCUGUAUUCUACUUCUGUUUCCGCUUCGAAUUCAAACUUUAUUGUCCAAACUGGCGGUGAAAACGGAAGCUCCUUUAAUGGAACCGUCGGAAGCAGUAAUUCCGACGCCGUUUUGAUGCGGAACCAUCUGCGUCGGAUGGAAGUGCUCGUGGAAUCGAUUAGAAACCUCACGCACGAUGUCGCUAGGCUAGAAUCGAAAUUUAUUCCGUAUUUAUCGAAUUCAGACGCAAUUCCUUCGUCUCGGGGUGAAUUUAGGGCUUUGGCUGGAAUUAAUGGAGGGGAAACUCCCUCCGGCGGAUUGCGCCGCCCGAUUUGGUCGGAGUGGUUCCAAUUUGUUGCGGCGGUGAAAUUGAGCACAAACCCUAAUUGUAUGAACUUGCUGCCAUUUAGGGAUUCUGAAGGUCUGAAUAGAUACUUUGCUGUAGGAGAUGAUCAUGGUAGUUUAUAUGUGUUUUGUAGAACAGGGGAUGUUGCAAUGCAGCUAAACUCGACUCCGAAUUCGGAGUCGAAUUCGCCGGUAACCUCCAUGGUAUCGUACUUGUCGAUACACAAGAACGAAACCAUGCUCAUCUCGGGACACGAAAACGGUGUUAUCACGAAACACCGUAUUUACGAGGGAGAAGAAUCGACUACAUUGGUUGUAGAUAAAAUUCGGAAAUUUCGAACAAUAGGGUUAGAAGGAUCGUCGAUUAAGAUGUUAAAAGUUCAUUACAUUGGUCAGAGAAGGUACAUUUUGGCGGUAAAUGAUCGCGGGAAGAUCAUCGUGUUUAACGAGGACGGAUCGUUACACGGUGUCGUAUCUCCUAAAAAAUGUCCGAUUGUGUUCUUGAAGCAACGGCUUUUGUUUCUAACGGAAACGGGAGCCGGAUCGUUGGAUUUGAGGACCAUGAAGUUGAAGGAGUUGGAUUGCGACGGGGCUAACGGUACCGUUGCGGUGAGAUACGUCUUCGACAUUGCGGAUAGGACGAACGCGUACGGGUUUACAUCCGAUGGUGAAUUUAUCCACACGGUGUUGUUUGGCGACGCGACGAGCUUUAAAUGCCGAUUUAGGUUUAAGACAAGGUUGGGUGUGGAUAAGCCUUUGGAUUUAGUUGCAAUAAGGGGAUAUGUAAUGACGGUCGACGAAGACGAGGUUUACGUGUACAAUGUUUCGACGCAGCCUUAUGUAAGAAUUGGCAUGGUUCGGUUUUUGUUGUCCGCUCGUCUUGACGAGAUUGCGCCGUCGUUUUUUAAUCGGGAAGUCGUUGGGAAACGCGGGACGCGACCGUUGAUCGUUAGUGACUACGAGAAGGACGUUGUCGUUAGUUUCAGGAACGGUUACAUCGCAAUUUACCGUUCGAAGCUUCCGGUGAUCGAAUACGAGUUUAAUAGUGUUUGGUGGACGGUCCCGGUUUUGUUCUUCACGGUUUUUAUAUUCGUCGCAUGGCAUUAUUUGGCGAAUAACGGCGAUCCGCUUACCUCGUUCGGCUCGACGACGGGGGAUAGGUUGUUAGAAGAUUCUUCUAGAAGCAAUAGGUUCUUACUAGAUCCUUCUAGAAGCUUCUAUGGAUCUUCGAGAUAUGGUUGUCAAGGUGUGGCGACGAGUUUCUACAAGUCGUGUGCUGAUGUGGCACCGGUCGACCACCAUUUUGUCCCGAGCUUUGGGAUGAAAUUUAGAAGCAGGUUUAAUGCCCAGGUGGGAGGUAUGUCGAGAAACUUUGUUGACGACAACCGUUGA